Rhodofomes roseus is the source of this 1168-nucleotide messenger RNA. RefSeq lists its product as uncharacterized. The record is from RefSeq and is a predicted model, not a curated record. NCBI's taxonomy places the organism in Eukaryota, Fungi, Basidiomycota, Agaricomycetes, Polyporales, Fomitopsidaceae. The transcript has 3 exons. The coding region runs from base 441 to 1043 and encodes 200 amino acids.
GCCUAUGAAGACGGGUUAUAAGCGAUAGACCGUUUACGGACCGUCUUGACUCCUGAGCGGUGAAUACUCACACUACUCGCCGAGAGCGUACUCCUAGUACGCUGGGAUGUCUAGUUGAGGAGAUUGCCGGGGUCGACCAGCCUGGGGUCGACGCAAAGUCGUGCUGAUUGGCGAUGAUUUCAGCUGACUCGGAUGAGAACUUACAUCCUCUCGAAUAUGCGACUUCUCACUCAUUGAUGGAAGAGGGAUUUGUCGGAUAGAGUCGGCGACCCUCUCACUGGGUCGAGGGACUCCCUUCGGAGAGCCUCCGAGACCCAAACUCUGCCGGCGCCGCACGAUGUCAAACUCAAACUUAAAGCGUGAUGACACCAGCGCCUGUGGGAUAAUCGUGUAACGGUCGACCAUCGCUUUGUCGGACAGACUCUCGACAUUCAACACUGAUGCAGUACCUUGACAGACAGUCGCACACCAACAUCAUCAAUGCCGUGUCUAUCUGGGAAACCGGUCCCCUAUCUGUUCACAGCAACCCCGAAUUCCCCUAUGUACCUCGCUUGGGGGUAGAUGGGACGGAGGUCGCCGCUGCGGCCAUCGCUUUGUACCUCACUUUGGUCUUGAACACCAAAGGAGGUGAGCACGCAGUCCUCGGCUCGGCAAACGGUAAUCGCCUGUGCGAGAUCAUAAACCUUGCGCGCGACCUCCCGGCUAUCGAUCCACUCAUCUCUUUCAACUCUCAUACUGCAUCGAUCGUACACCCGCUCAAACGUAUGAGACAUAUGAUAUCUACUGGGGAAGGCCGUCCAACUGGCUUCCGGCAACGCCUCAAGCGGCUGCUUCGGUUGAGUCCCGGACGCACUGGCCUUUCUGAGGAGCAGGAGGCGAUGUUAGACCAUGGACUUCAUAGUCUGCUUUGUGAUAUGCGGAAGAAACGACCGUACAUUCCGAGGAAUGCCAAUGAUGUUUUAGGAACUCAGAAUCUGCUCCAUCUCUCGCUGGGAUUGCCACUCACCAUCGUAUGGAUCAUCUUGGAGCGUGCCGAGUACUGAGUCCGGGCAGUUGGCACUGCGAUAGUCAGAUCGAGAGUUCCCUCAAUCCCAAACUUGGAAGUAGUUUUCUAUGGGACAAAGGCGCGAGUACCAGUCUUCGCCAAGAGCGUUAGACCCGUCCGCAG